AUGCGUCGCCCCAUUUCAGCCGCGGUCUUGGCGGCCGCCGGCCUCGUUGGCAAUGCACACGGCCAGUGCCAAGAGGUUGUCCCAGGCCAAUAUACUGGGACUCCCUUCCAAAACAACCUGACAUCAACACAUGAGCUCUCCGAGAUCACCUUCUUCAAGAUCAAGGACCCAUCAGGUCAACAUCUCUGCACAGCCGAUGCUGCAGGGGACCUCAGUCUCCUCGCCUAUCAGUCGCUCAACACGACCCUAGGACGGCCUGUCAACACCGACAUAAAGCGUGCCAUAAUCGUCAUCCACGGCGCGUUAGACGACCCAUGGAACUACCACUCAGCCAUGAUCCAGGCGCUACAGAUGGUCACCAACGAUGAUAUCAGCCCGGACACUGUUGCUAUAACCGCGCCAUACUUCCCGAACGAUGGCGACGCAGGUGGUGGCUUCCCUUACGACCCGAGUGGUACUACCCCAGCAGAAAAGUAUCCGUCUCCAGCUUUGGCCUGGUACUUUGACAACUGGUCCGGCGGUGCCCAUAACCAGUAUCCUCCCAACACGAAAACUGUGUCUUCCUUCGACGUACUGGACCAGAUCGUUCAGUGGUAUGGCAACAAGGCAAUGUUCCCCAACAUCAACCAAAUUAUCAUUGCCGGCCACUCGAUGGGCGGGCAGAUGGCGCAACGAUAUGCCGCUAUUGGUAAGACCGGAGCUCAGCUCGGCAUCACCACGCCAGUUAGCUACUGGAUCGGGGAUCCGAACAGCUUCGUGUGGUUCGCGACAGACCGCCCGGAAUCCACUGGGAAGUGCGCCGCUUUCGACAACUACCGCGAGGGCUUCACGAACUACAGCGCCUAUGGCACGCCGCAGUCUACGGCUAUGACGUACAACUCCGCCUUGGUUGCAGCUGGCCGGGAUGCCAUCCUGGCCAACUUCCAGAGCAGGACCAUUGCGUACGCUCGCGCCACCCUGGACAAGGGUGACUACAACAAGGACAACUCGUGUAGCUUCUACACGACGGGUGCGGACCGCAACGAGCGCUUUUUUGAGUUCAUAAAGCGCUUCCCUACCACGUGCCCCGACCCCGCCGGCGCCUGCAAGACGGUCGACAUCGUCGUCGCCAAGCACGAUGCCCCGUCCCUGUUCCAGGCACCGUCCGGCCUGACCCGCCUGUUCUAUGACAACUGGGACGGCUCCGGCAACCGCGCCUUCGACUUUGGCUACCCGCGCCACGCCCCCUACGACGACCCCUACCCGGACCCGUCGCAGGCCGGGCAGCCCCUCGUCGACGAGGACAACUCUACCUACGCCGGCGGCAAGACCUUCCGCGGCUGCUUCACCGACGUCGACAAAGCCCAGAGCGUCCCCUCGCUGCCCAUCUCGGCAUACGUGGGGACGCUGAACUCCAAAACCUACUGCAGCAGCCUUUGCACCCAGCAGGGAUACAGCAUCGCUGGCGUCAGCUACGAGAACUGCUACUGCGGCAACGCCCUGGGCAGCCAGACCUCUAUGGUGGUCGUGACGUCGUGCGAGGGUUCCUGCCCCGCGGGCCCCUCGACUGCUUUCUGUGGUGGGCCCAGUCGGCUGUCCAUCUUCUCUAGCAUUGACCUGUAA
Messenger RNA from Anthostomella pinea, 1602 nucleotides. The record is from the annotation of a GenBank genome assembly. Lineage: Eukaryota; Fungi; Ascomycota; Sordariomycetes; Xylariales; Xylariaceae.